UAAGACGGUGCUGUGCUCAUGAUUUCUACACACUUGACAUCAAGUCAAAUAGAAAAGCAGGUCUCUUUCUGGAUUUCCACAAACUCUUCUGAAAACUAAGUUCAUGGCAAUGCUGCGAAGUCUGCUUCUCUUCAUGGCGUUCUCCGUGAGAAAUGCACUUGGUCAUCCAGACAUAGGCCAUCUGGAUCCAGUUGAUGAUGAGAAAUGUCAGGAUGGAUGGACAAAUUUUGAGGUCCGAUGCUACAAGUUCUUCCCUCAAGCGUCUAACUGGAUCUCAGCAGAGAAAAGCUGUAUAGGUCAGCAUGCGAAUCUGGCAUCUGUGCACACUGAACAGGAAAAUGAUUUUCUUCUGAGUCUGUUGCCUUCUUCUUCUACACGAUGUUGGAUUGGUGUUCAGGAUGCUGUACAAGAAGGAGAGUGGUUGUGGAGUGAUGGAACUGCAUAUACCUUCACCAACUGGUGCCCCAAUGAACCCAACAAUCUAAACGGAGAGAACUGUGGAGAGAUCAACUGGACCUCGAAGCGCUGCUGGAAUGAUGCGGGCUGUACAAACUCUAUGGGUUAUAUCUGUAGUAAAAAGAGCUCAUGAUCUCGCAGGGCGUCUGAUCCAGUUACUCUGGUUGCACUGAAUCGAGUUUCUUUCCUUUUUUUUACAAAACCUUCUCAUCCUUUGAUCCCUUAAAACUGAAGUGCUCCUUCUUAAAUUAAAGGUGUUUAAAGCAAA
Molecule: messenger RNA, 724 nt
Organism: Puntigrus tetrazona (Sumatra barb)
Lineage: Eukaryota; Metazoa; Chordata; Actinopteri; Cypriniformes; Cyprinidae
Product: ladderlectin-like
Exons: 5
Coding region: 104-589 (161 amino acids)
Molecular function (GO): signaling receptor activity
Source: RefSeq, a predicted model, not a curated record